AUGGAGAGGCAGAGGAGAGAAGACAGCGAUGAUGCACAUGGCAGGGAGGGCGCAGACGAUGAGGACAAGAACGCCCAGGACAUCUUUGGGAGGAACUUUGGAAACGCAAGCAGUGCCCUACAAGGACUGCUGCGCAAGCUUGGAGCUGGUUUUGAUGACAUCGUCCCAUCUGGCGGCCUCUCAAGCGCGCAGCUCAAGGGGUUCCUGGUACAGCUGCGCCAGGACGAUGAUGAGAAUGCACAGCUGGAUGCGCUGAGCCAGCUGAAUGAGCUGCUGUCCAUCUCCAACGAAGAGUCCCUGAGUGUCUUCCCUGUGGAACAGCUCGUGCCCGUGCUGGUGCACCUGCUGAACUCAGAGCACAACCCGGACAUCAUGCUGCUGGCCGCGCGCGCGCUCACAUUCCUGGCGGACGUGCUGCCGUCCUCCUGCUCCUCCAUCGUGCGCCACGGGGCCGUGCCGGCCUUCUGUGCGCGCCUGCUCACCAUCGAGUACAUCGAUCUCGCCGAGCAGUCCCUGCAGGCGUUGGAGAAGCUGUCGGCGGAGCAUCCGGGGGCGGUGCUGCGGCAGGGGGGCCUGGUGGCGGUGCUGUCCUACCUGGACUUCUUCCAGACGGGGGUCCAGCGCGUGGCGGUGGCCACCGCCGCCACCAUGUGCCGCUCCCUCACCACCGACAACAUCGACGCUGUCUCCUCCGCAGUCCCCAUCCUCACCAACCUCCUCCAGUACCAGGACAGCAAGGUGGUGGAGAACGCGUGCCUGGCGCUGUCGAGAAUUGCGGAGGCGCUCGCGCACAGCCCGCAGCACCUCGACAUGCUCUGCGGCGCCGGCCUGGUAGGCAACGCCGUGCAACUGGUGGCCGUCUCCGAGACCGGCAGCAUGACCGCGCAGCUGAGCGUGUCCACCUACUACGGCCUGAUCAGGCUGCUGACCACAUGCGCGGCCGGGUCGCACUCGGUCGCUGAGUCGCUGCUGACCGCCAACAUGUCCACCACCAUGCGCCGGCUGCUCAUGAGCUCAACGCUGUUUUCGACUUCGACCACGUCAGCGUCGUCGGUGCUGCGCUCGUCAGACCAGCUGUACGAGGUGGUGUCCCUGUCUGCAGAGCUGUUGCCUCCCACGCCCGACGCCUCCCGCUGCAUCCUGGAAGCCCUGCCCGCCACCGCCGACCCAGGUCAAGUGUCGGUGGUGUCGGGCGGCCUGACGGACGGAGCGCUGCGAAAGGCGUUCAUUGCCAGCAACCCGGACGUGCUGCAGCAGUACUCCUCCGACCUCCUGGGCCUUGCCAUGCAGGUCUAUGGCAGCACCGUGCUCGCCUCGGUCAAGAACAAGUGCCUGCGCAUACUGGACAAGGUGCUGUACUACAGCCCGCCAGACAUGCUGCAUGAGCAGCUCAAGGGCCUCACCAUCUCCUCGUUCAUAGCGGGGCUGCUGCUGUCGCACGACCCCCCCACCCUCGCCAGCGCCCUUAUCCUGGCAGAGCUGCUCAUGGCCAAGGUUCCUGACGACUACAGGCGGUUCUUCCUGAAGGAAGGGGUGGUGCAUGCGAUGGAGCAGCUGGCUGCUACGGCGCCGAAAGAGGAGCCCGAGCCAGAACCCAAGCCAGAGCCUGCGGCAAAGAGCCGCGCGCCGACUUUGCGCCGUUCCAGCUCACGACUCAAGAAGGACAAGGAGGAUGCGCAGGAUUCAGAGCCGUCCACGGAGGCGGCCCCGCUGCCGCCGGCACCCGUGCCCAAGCCCAGCCCCUCCGAAAUCCUGCGCCAGGCCGCCGCCAAACGCGCAGCCGCCUUCGUCCAGGCAUGCACUUUUGAUCUCCUUGUGCUGCACUACAUGCACCAGAUCUGGGCGUGGUAUGACACAGGCCAGUUUUCCCCUGCAACAGGGCAUGGCCUGUGCCCACCUGCUCCUGACCUGGCGCAUUUUGCGUCGGGGGCGGGCGGGUCGGCGUCGGAGACGGAGGGCAUGCGGCAGCUGCGGCGCAUCGGGGAGGAUCUGGGCCGCGAGGGCGCUGUGAGGGAGCUGCUGGCGGCUCUGCAGGAUCAGGGGCCCGCCGCCAUCUCCACUUUUGAGUUCCUCUCCAGUGGCGCCGUCAGCCAGCUGCGCGCCUACCUCCAAGGCGGGCCACUUUCUCUACCCCGCUUAAGCCCAGGAAUGCGAAGUGAAGACCUGAUGGACACGUCAGACGAGAAGCGGCUGCUGCAGCGGCUGCUCGCAUUCGCGGAUGACGCGCUUGUGCCGCAGCCGACGGGCAGCCCGCUGAUGUCAUCGCUCGUGCGCAAGCUGCACGAGGGUCUGGCCUCCACCGAGCGUUUCCCGGUCCAGUACAGCCAGCUUACUCCCACUGCGCCCUCCCUCCGUGCUUUUGGCGGCGCCGGCGGCUCCGCGGGCUCUCGGGUGCAGGACGUGGGCAGCCUGACCUCCGGCCUGGCAGCUCUGGCGCAGCCGUUCAAGCUGCGUCUCUGCCGCGCGGGGCACGAGUCGCAGCUGCGCGAUUACUCCUCCAACGUGGUCCUUAUCGAGCCGCUCGCGACCAUCUCCGCGGUGGAGGACUUUUUAUGGAUGCGUGUGUACCGCUCCCCCAGCAGCGCCUCUCAAGCGGGGGGCGAGGCCCGGGGGCGCUCCCCCGGCGCGGCGGCCGCAGCCGGGGGCCCGGGGCCGGCCGGCGCCGGCGGCCGCGGCAGCGCGCGCGCUGCGGCCGCUGCUGAGCUGCAGGCUGCAGCAGAAGCAGCGAUGAAGGCUGUAGAGGCCGCAGAGGAAGCGGUUAGGCGGAACCGCGGAUCAAGGGGCAGCAAGGAAGCGGAGCCCGCCGCCAAGUCCUCGAAACGCAUGACUCGCGCUCAGGCAGCAAGGGCGGCCGCUGAGCUGGCGGAUCCGGAGGCUGAUGAGGAGGGGCCGUCCCCAAGAGGGAACGCUGCAGACGACGCUGCCGCUGCUGACAUGGCGGAUGAUGACGCAGCCGAGGCUGCCGAUGAAGACGAUGAGGCUGAGGAGGAGGAGGUCAUCAUGCUGCAGGGUGAGAAUGGGACGGAGGAGGAUGAGGACAUGGAGGAGCACGAUGACGAGGGUGACGUGCAGUAUGACGAUGAGGAAGGGGCUGACGUGGAAGAUGACGAGGACAUGGGAAUUGGCACCAUGCAGGCACGCUGCCUACCUUCACCCUGGCAGUACAUGCAGCAGGGAUCUAUUGUGCACGACAUGCAUCUGGGGGACACUCCAGCACCCACACCUGCUCCUCCUGCACCGGCCGCAGAGCCGGAGGCCGCGGAGCCGGCUGAGCCCGCCAGGACGCGCACAGCCCAGGGCCGCAUGAGUUACGCGCAGGCGAUCAGCGGCUCCGGCCGGGGGGCCGCUGCAGCUGCGGGGGAUGCAGCGGGGGUUGGGGAACCCCCGGCGACUCCUCAGCAGCAGGGCGGCGCCGGGGAAGCUGCCGGCGCAGCUGCCGCCGGCGACGCCGCGGCGCAGCCGGCCAGCGGCCAGGGCGCGGCCGCGCAGCCUAAGCUGCGUUUCACACUAGGCGGCGAGCAGCUGGCGCCGCCGUCCACCAUCUUCCAGGCUGUGCAGGCGGCCAGGCGGGCACGGAUGGACGCGGAGGGGCGGGGUCCGGAGCAGGACAGCGAGGUUAGCGCCCACCGCCGCGGCCGGCGCCUGUGGGAGGAGGUCCACACCAUGUACUACAGCAGGUAUGACAACGUUGCAGAGGAGGCGGCCAGCUCAGCACCAGCGGUGCCAGAAGAGGAGAUGGCGGAGGCAAGCACAUCCGAGGCAGCUGACGGGUCUCUGGCUGACUCACCUCUGGGGGACCUGCUGAGCUGGCGGACCCCCGCGCCUGACAUCGGCGCCUGCGAGCAGACGCAGGACCUGCUGCAGCUGCUCAAGCAACUCGAGGCCCUCAACAGGCGCGUUCCUUUCUCCAUAGUGCUGGCGCAUCAGAUCCCAGCCCACCUGGACAAUUCUCCGGGCGCCCCCGGUCGGCAGCCCAAGACGCUGGCGCCGCUGGCGCGCGAAGAGUUCAUCAGCAAGAAGCUGGCGCCCAAGCUGGCCCAGCAGCUCAAGGACGUGCUGGCGAUCUGCGGGGCGGACCUGCCGCCUUGGUGCGCGACGCUGGUGUUUGACUACAAGUUCAUGCUGCCCUUUGCGCUGCGAUCGCGCUACUUCCACUGCACCGCCUUCGGCCUCGCGCGCGCCCUACAGCACCUGCAGCAGCAGCAGGCUGCCGAGGGCGCCGCAGCGCAGCCGCUCGACCGGGAAGCGCGCGAGCUGCGUGUCGGCCGCAUCCAGCGCCAAAAGGUGCGCAUAUCGCGCAAGCGCAUCCUGGAGAGCGCGGCCAAGGUGUUUGAGAUGUACGGCGCCAGCCGCGCGGUGCUGGAGAUUGAGUACUUUGGCGAGGUGGGCACGGGGCUGGGGCCUACUCUGGAGUUCUACACCAUGCUGUCCCACGAUCUCCAGCGCAAGGGCCUCGCCAUGUGGCGUGGCGACGACUCAGCCGCCUCCAAGGUCGCCACCGGUGCGGCGGUGGCGUCCAAGGCGGAGGACUCGCGCAUCGUGGUGUCGACGCUGCCGGCCCAGGCGGCGGCAGGGGAGAACGGGCGGCCGGACGCCUACGUGCAGGCUCCCCAGGGCCUCUUCCCUGCACCCAUGCAGCAGUCCAAGGCAGCAGGCAGCAAGGUGGUGGAGCGGUACCGUCUGCUGGGGCGUGCUAUGGCCAAGGCCCUGCAGGACUCCCGCCUCCUCGAUAUUCCACUCUCCUACACCUUCUACAGGGCGGCGCUGCAGCGGCCGAUAGACCUGUAUGACGUGCGCAAGUUUGACGCUGCGCUGGGGGCGUCCCUGGAGAAGCUGGCCUCCGCGCACCGCGCAUGGGCCGCUGCCGGGUCCUGCUCAGCUCCACUGCUCGUGGACGGGUCCCCCAUCGAAGACCUCUGCCUCUCCUUUGUGCUGCCUGGCUACCCGGAGUAUGAGCUGACGGCGGGGGGCUCUGAGCUGGUGGUGGACAAGCACAACGUGGGCACCUACAUCCAGGCCGUGGUCAACGCCACGCUGCACGAGGGCAUCAAAGCCCAGAUGCAGGCCUUCAGGGCGGGAUUCACGGAGGUGUUUGCGCUGGGAGCGCUGCAGUGCUUCCACGAGGACGAGCUGGAGGCCAUGCUCUGCGGGGUCGGCGAAAAGUGGUCCGUUGACAAGCUCGCCGAGACCAUCAAAUGCGACCACGGGUACACGCAGGAGAGCACGGCGAUCCGGUACUUCCUGGAGGUGAUCAGCGAGCUGGACGCGGCCGACCAGCGCCGAUUCCUGCGCUUUGUCACCGGUUCCCCCCGCCUGCCCCCCGGCGGCAUCGCCUCCCUGCAGCCCAGGCUGACGGUGGUGCGGAAGGUGUCGGCAGCCACCAAGGAAGCUUCCCCGGCGGCUGACUCAGCGGCGGGCGCGUCUCCGGGGGCGUCCGCGCGCGCGCUGCAGGCCCAGGCCUCCACCAGCUUCGCGGCAGACGGCGACCUGCCAUCAGUCAUGACCUGCGCUAAUUACAUCAAGCUCCCUCCAUACUCCUCCAAGGCCGUCGCGCGCGCGAGGAUCCUCUUUGCCAUCCGCGAGGGCCAGGGCUCUUUCGACCUUUCCUGA
This is a messenger RNA of Coccomyxa subellipsoidea C-169, 5610 nucleotides long. RefSeq lists its product as hypothetical. Bases 1 to 5610 code for a protein of 1869 amino acids. Gene Ontology annotation, biological process: protein polyubiquitination; proteasome-mediated ubiquitin-dependent protein catabolic process. NCBI's taxonomy places the organism in Eukaryota, Viridiplantae, Chlorophyta, Trebouxiophyceae, Coccomyxaceae. The record is from RefSeq and is a predicted model, not a curated record. The transcript has 34 exons. Gene Ontology annotation, molecular function: ubiquitin protein ligase activity; protein binding.